UGCCGAGCCGUCGAGUCGAGCGGAUCGAGAGCCGAGCCGAUAAAGUGCCGUGAGGGUUAGUCGCGUGUGCGUGCGCUCGGGUCCUGGUAUCGCCGGGGGCGUAUCUCUCUUGGGGAGCCGGAGCACACAGCGAGCGGAGCGACGUAGGAUGAGCGGGUUACUGAAGCUGUCGGCGUCGUUGCUACCGAGGGGCCUGCCUGGAGCGGCGACGCUGAACAAACUGGGACUGCCGCUCCUCCUCGGCAACCGCAAACUUCACCACACGCCGGAUCGAGCGGCCAAGAUCUCGGACGAGAUCUCGAAGCAGUACCCGUUGGUGGACCACACGUAUGACGCGGUGGUGGUGGGAGCCGGCGGCGCCGGUCUACGCGCGGCCUACGGCCUCGUGGCCGAGGGCUUCAAGACCGCGGUGGUCACCAAGCUGUUCCCGACGAGGUCGCACACAGUCGCCGCCCAGGGCGGCAUCAACGCCGCCCUGGGCAACAUGGAGGAGGACAAUUGGCAGUGGCACAUGUACGACACCGUCAAGGGCUCGGACUGGCUCGGCGACCAGGAUGCCAUUCACUACAUGACCCGCGAGGCACCGAAGGCCGUCAUCGAGCUGGAGAAUUGUGGCAUGCCCUUCAGCCGUACCACAGACGGCAAAAUCUAUCAACGCGCCUUCGGCGGUCAGUCUCUCAAGUUCGGUAAGGGCGGCCAGGCUCACCGAUGCUGCUGCGUGGCCGACAGGACCGGCCAUUCGUUGCUGCACACACUUUACGGCCAGUCGCUGAGCUACGACUGCAACUACUUUGUCGAGUACUUCGCCCUCGAUUUGCUGAUGGAGGACGGCGAGUGUCGCGGUGUGAUCGCGCUCUGCCUGGAGGACGGGACGCUCCAUCGCUUUCACGCGAAGAACACAGUGCUCGCUACCGGCGGCUACGGACGCGCCUACUUCUCCUGCACGUCCGCACACACCUGCACCGGAGAUGGCACCGCCAUGGUUUCGAGAGCGAAUUUGCCUAAUCAGGACCUGGAGUUCGUGCAAUUUCAUCCUACAGGUAUCUACGGCGCCGGAUGUUUGAUCACAGAAGGCAGUCGCGGCGAAGGUGGUUAUCUGAUAAACAGCGAGGGCGAGAGGUUCAUGGAGCGUUACGCGCCGGUAGCGAAGGAUCUGGCGUCGCGAGACGUGGUGUCUAGAUCCAUGACAAUGGAGAUUAGAGAGGGCAGAGGCGUUGGACCGGAGAAGGAUCAUAUUUACUUGCAGCUACACCAUCUGCCGCCUGAACAGCUGGCCGCUCGGCUGCCAGGGAUUUCGGAGACGGCGAUGAUAUUCGCUGGCGUCGACGUGACCCGGGAACCCAUCCCCGUCUUACCCACCGUCCAUUACAAUAUGGGAGGUGUACCGACGAAUUACAAAGGUCAAGUGUUGACUAAGGAGAACAAUCAAGACAAAGUAGUACCUGGCUUAUACGCGUGCGGCGAAGCUGCCUGCGCGUCCGUUCACGGAGCUAAUCGACUGGGUGCCAAUUCUCUAUUGGAUUUGGUCGUAUUCGGACGUGCCUGCGCUAAAACUAUCUCCCAAGAGAACAAGCCCGGCGAGACGAUCGGGCCUCUGAAACCUAACGCCGGCGAGGAGACGGUAGCUAAUUUAGACUGGGUGAGAAACGCCAACGGUUCCGUCUCCACCGCGGAAUUGAGGCUGACUAUGCAGAAAACCAUGCAGACGCACGCGGCGGUCUUCAGAGACGCCGAAAGCUUACAGGAAGGCUGUCGGAAGAUGACCGACCUCUACAAGAAAAUGGACGAUUUAAAGGUCGCGGACAAGUCUUUAAUAUGGAACUCCGAUUUGAUAGAGACGCUCGAGCUGCAAAAUCUGAUGGUCAACGCGAUGCAGACUAUCAUCGCGGCGGAGAACAGGAAGGAGAGCCGCGGCGCGCACGCACGCGAGGAUUACAAACAGAGACUCGACGAAUACGAUUACAGUAAAUCGAUCGAGAGCCAGCAAUCGAAACCGUUCGAUCAACAUUGGAGGAAGCACACGCUGUCGAAGAUCAAUCCGAGAACAGGAAAGGUGUCUCUGGACUACAGACCGGUGAUUGACGUUACGCUCAAUCAAAAGGAAUGCGCGACGGUUCCGCCGGCGAUUCGUUCCUACUAGACUAAUUCUCUACAAACGGACAAUAUUUAAAAAAUAUCCAUCGCCCUAGGAUUCUCAUCAAUCGUCACCGAGUUUCGGUCUCAGCGCGAUUCUCGAUUCGCAGCCUAACACUGAGCAUUACUUAGAUCGGGCGUAAAGGAAAUCGUCGCCGCGACGCGACGGUCCUUGGCGCUAGAACCAGUUGCGCAGCAAACCUGUUAAUUAAUUUAUUUCACACAUUAUACAUAUACACACGUACACGUACAUACGGACACACACAUACACACACGCACACGAACUUCAUCGUGCACCAAAGUUGAUUCUUGUCACUCGUUUGCGCCGUAAGUCGCGCAAGCAGAAUUAAGCAGGUCCUCGUAGGAUGCCGGUGCUGAGAUUAUUGUCCUCUCGUCUACGUGAGGGAGUACGCACGAUCUCGCUCAGCGGAAUCGGUACUCAAGUUCAAUAAGUAAUAGUCAAAACUAGAACAAUUCGCGCAGUAACAGAAGGGGGGAGGGAGGGUCCGUAUCGUAGAAUACGGGUCUUUUCAGGAAAUACGUUUUCUCUCCUGUAAUAUAGUACAACGUAUCCGAUUACGACGCGUUCUCAAUGCGCUCAAGCCAACAGUAUAACAACGUAUUCUCGCGUGCAGUGGUAUAAUGUGUACUCGGUGAUAACAGAACAUCGAUUGAAUUUUGCAUAGAUUACGAAAAUUCACGUACAAUAAGACUUUUGCAAACUUUUGAUGAGGGCUUACCAAGAACUCCGCUGGCAGGAGUACGUUUCUUGAAUUAAUAAUCAAUUCAUUUCCUACUUUCUGAAUAUUCAUUGUAAAAUCGUAUUAAAUCUUCGUAAUUUUUUAUGAAUAAAACGUUGAAAUCUGUCAAGUUUGCUACACGCGAUGGUACUUUGAGGCUGUACCGCUGUACUUCAAUACGAUUGUUAUUCUCGAUAUCGAUUUGACGUUUUAUUGCAGCUAUUUACACAUGUUUUUGCCAUUGUGGACAUAUACAAGAAUUGCAUCAAGGAUUUAUUUUUAAAUGCCUUUCGAUGCAUACUGUUGCAGAGAAUCAAUCGACAGUGAAAAUGAAUUAAUAUUUGUGACAAUAUUGAUGAUAAUUGGCAUAUUAUUGCUCCGUAUAAACUCUGUUUUUGAUUGAAAAGUGAUUGAAUAAUUGAAAUGUCUGUAGAAAUUAUUUACGCGCGAAUAUGAUUAUAAGCGCAUAAUAUUUAAAAAGAUUAUUUGACAGUAUGCUUCUUUCUCGUAUUUUUCGUUGCGGCUGUAUACUUAAAUAUUUUACAAGACAACAUAGAAGUGGUAUUGAUGUUAAUUGUUUUUAUAAACUAUGUUGUAGAACUAUAAAA
Wasmannia auropunctata (little fire ant) is the source of this 3481-nucleotide messenger RNA. RefSeq names its product succinate dehydrogenase [ubiquinone] flavoprotein subunit, mitochondrial-like (gene SdhA). Gene Ontology annotation, molecular function: succinate dehydrogenase (quinone) activity; electron transfer activity; flavin adenine dinucleotide binding. Gene Ontology annotation, biological process: tricarboxylic acid cycle; mitochondrial electron transport, succinate to ubiquinone. The record is from RefSeq and is a predicted model, not a curated record. Lineage: Eukaryota; Metazoa; Arthropoda; Insecta; Hymenoptera; Formicidae. The coding region runs from base 149 to 2140 and encodes 663 amino acids. The transcript has 9 exons.